GAGAGAAACGAAAUCUGAUGCCAAUGACCAAGCGGAGCCACCAUUUGACGGAACUCGGCUGCAUCGCCGGCGAAGAUUUGACGGAAUUCGGUGCCGGAAAGGAAGGUUGGCUAACCCCUGACGCCGGGACCACCGUCAUAUGUGCUCUCGACGCCCAUUCCCUUGCAAUCGCUAACCGAUCUAUUGUUCUCAUCCUCGGAUGGUCCGAUCAAGAUAAACAUCGAGUUCAGAUCCGAACGGAACUCUCGCCUAUCGAGGCAGAACGCAUAACGGCCAUCGAGUGGCUGGUUUUUGACGAUAUUAAAGUAAUUGCGGUCGGUACCUCCAGAGGAUUCCUUUUGAUUUACUCUUUGCGUGGUGAUUUGAUUCACAGACAGAUGGUAUAUCACAGACAAAUCAUAAAGUUAAGAGUUUGUGGGACUAAGAAAGACCUGAUGCAAGAGGGAUCCUCAGAGGAAGUUUGUGUUGUCAUGCCUGGUGUAAUCGCUCGUUUUGAUGGGUCUGAUAUUCAGAGUAUGCUUCAAAGGUGGUUUCAAGAUGCACAUUCUCGUUUUUGGGAUGAGAAAUCGAAGAAAGAUUUAGAUGACGACGAAAACUCUUAUGGCAGAUUGCCUUACCAGUUAUGGAAUGUUAGUAAGUAUGGGUCAUGUGUUGAUGCAGCAAUCACUGGCAUAAUGCCUCCUCCACUCAUGGAACUCCAGUCAAGUCAACGUUACUAUUGUGCAGUCACCAUUGGAGAUGAUGCUGUGAUCUCAGCUUUCAGGCUUUCAGCAGAUAGGAAACGUUCCUUGGUAGGAGCUAUUUUGUCAAAAGUUAUGCCUGCAACAUUUUCCACUAUUGCUUCUUUCUCUAAAAUGAUAUGGCAGAGUCAACCGACACCAAACAAGAAACCAGAAGAGAAUAACGGAUGUCAUGAUUUUGUGCCAGCUUCCUCAUUGACAUGCUUGAAGGACCACCCGAGAAAGGGUGAAAAGCUCACCUUAUCACCCAGUGGCACUUUGGCUGCUAUCACAGAUUCACUCGGUCGUAUAUUGCUCUUAGAUACUCAAGCACUUGUAGUAGUGCGACUAUGGAAGGGAUAUCGUGAUGCAAACUGCUUUUUCAUGGAAAUGUUAGUCAAUAGAGAUGAUAAACGUCCUAGUUCCUCUCAUCACAUACCAGGAAAGAGUGACUAUUGCCUCUGUUUAGCCAUUCAUGCGCCCCGAAAAGGAGUUAUUGAGGUCUGGCAGAUGAGGACCGGACCACGUCUCCUAGCUCUUAACUGUGCUAAAGGUUGCAGAUUGUUACAGCCGACGUACAGGUUUGGGUCAUUAUCAGACUCCCCCUAUGUUCCUCUGGAAGUCUUUUUGUUGGAUGGAGAUUCGGGUCAAUUGUCAGUGUUGAACCGUUUACUUAAUUGAAAAAUUUACAUAGAAUGCUCAAUCGUUGUUCUGAAUUUGAUUUCUUUGCCUACAACAUUGUUUCUG
Messenger RNA from Hibiscus syriacus, 1466 nucleotides. Its product is annotated as rab3 GTPase-activating protein non-catalytic subunit-like. Gene Ontology annotation, biological process: regulation of GTPase activity. The transcript has 8 exons. Lineage: Eukaryota; Viridiplantae; Streptophyta; Magnoliopsida; Malvales; Malvaceae. The record is from RefSeq and is a predicted model, not a curated record. The coding region runs from base 18 to 1400 and encodes 460 amino acids. Gene Ontology annotation, molecular function: protein binding.